Molecule: messenger RNA, 2859 nt
Organism: Cetraspora pellucida
Lineage: Eukaryota; Fungi; Glomeromycota; Glomeromycetes; Diversisporales; Gigasporaceae
Source: the annotation of a GenBank genome assembly
AUGCCUCUUCGAAGAUCAGCACGUAUUGCUGCCAAAGAAAAAUCCAAUGUGCAUCCAUCCAUAGUGGAUACUGAAAGUGAUGACCAAAUAACCGAUAAUGCUAAGAAACCUUCCCGUAAAAGAAGAAAGAAAAAUGUGAUAACCGAUAAAUCUGUUGAUAUUGCUCCUACCAAGGUUACAAGAAAUAAAGAAACAUCAAAUAUAAGUCAAGAGUUUUUAGACAAGACUAAAGAGGCAUCAAAUUCAAAAAAAGUGUCAUCGGUUAAGGAUUUUAAUAAAGAAUUAGAUAUUAUUUCCAACUCGAAAAUUAUUGAUAAGGGAAAAUCAAAGGAGGUCGUUCAUCAUUCUGAUGGAAGUACGAGUAUUUUUGAAACCAUAGAUACCGAAUGGUUACAACUUAAAAAAUGUGGACAGCAACAUAAUGUUCAUAAUAUGCAUGAAGAUGAAGAUAAUAGUGACAAUAGUGACGAAUGGGAGGAAGUCGAUUUGUCACAAUAUAAUAAUAACUUGUCUGAUUUGCAAGUUAGUUCAAUUCCAAACGAGACAAUUGAAAUCACCUUCAAGGCUCCAAAGAUUGAAUACAAACCCAAAGGAAUCACUAAGAUAGAAAGAGCUAUACAGCAAAAUAUUCAUAAAACCCAUUUGUUAACACUUCUUACUCACGGUAUAAUUAGAAAUAAAUGGUGCAAUGAUGAUUUGACAAAGGCUAUAGCAUGUUCAUUAAUUGAACGUGAUAUGUUAGCUCUUUUUGAUCAAGUUCUAUGCUCAAGAGGGAGAUUCACGUUAAUUACAGCGUUAGAAGAGUUGGUUAGAUGGUGGAGAUCAUAUUUUAAAAUCACGAAACCUGGACUCCGUGCAAGGGAUGCAAGAGAUUACAAAGAAUUUAAAGUUAAUGAUAUUUUUAAGAUUGAUGAAACGUUUUGUGAACAUCAUUCUUCUAUCGAUUCCUUUCGCAAAAGUCUUCAAGACGGAGGCGGGAGUCGUGACACAUCUGCACAAUUAUUUGUUGCUUUAUUAAGGUCUUUGGGAAUUCCUGCUCGUUUGGUAUUUUCUUUGCAAGUAGUCUCAUUCAAAAUUACGCGUGUGAAUAAUUCGUGCCAAAAAAGUACUGAAGAAAUUACUGAAAGAUCAGAAAAAAAAGAUAUACAUGGUGAUGAUAAUGUUCAAAGAAUACUUGGACUUGGAAAAUUCCGAAUGCAUCGUAAAGUUAAUAGUAGUGACAAUAAGCGAAAAAUCAAAUCGGAUGACGAUUAUGAUCCUACUGUUAAAGAAAAGCCUGCUGUUCGUUCUCGCAGGUCGCGGAGCAUCUCUAAAAAUAUACGAGCAGAAUCAUCUAGUUGUUUUAUCUUUGAUCCUGAUUCGGCUCCAAUUUUCUGGUGCGAAGUAUAUUACGCGACCCAAAAAAAAUGGAUAUGUGUUGAUCCGAUUCGCGCUCGAGUUAAUGCUCCAAAAUCAAUGGAACCUCCUUCAAAUGUCAAAGAUAAUAUUAUGGCCUAUGUCGUUGCUUAUGAAGAAGAUGGUUAUAUGAAGGAUGUUACUCGUAGGUACUCGACUCAAUGGGGUGCUCGAACUCGCAAAUUACGCGUACCUGAAAAAGAUGGACAGAGUUGGUGGGAUGAAACAUUGACAUAUUUUGCUCGUCCGUAUGAGAGGGAACGAGAUAAAAUUGAAGAUUCUAAUUUACAUAGCAUGGAAAUUUCCGAACGCAUUCCUACAACUAUUGGCCAUUUUAUUAAUCAUCCACUGUAUGCUCUCGAGCGUCAUAUAAAGAAAUUUGAAAUUAUAUUCCCAAAAACACCAAUUAUCGGACAUAUCCGAGGUGAACCAAUCUAUCCGCGGAAGAAUGUCAAGCAGUUACAUACUGUUGAGACAUGGUUGAGAGAAGGCCGUCAAGUGAUGGAAGGGCAACAACCGGUCAAAUAUGUGAAAUCUCGUGUAUUUACAUUAUCUAAACGUCGAGCAGCAAGUAUGGCAGAGUUAUUUAAUCAAGAACCUCCAGAAUCGGGUCUUUACGGUGAAUGGCAAACUGAGGAGUAUAAAUCAGAACCGGUUAUCGAUGGAAAAGUUCCAAGAAAUCAGUUUGGAAAUGUCAAUCUGUUUAAACCAAGCAUGUGUCCUGCUGGUGGUGUCCAUAUUCCCAGGAAAAUAGCAAAGAAACUUCAUAUUGAUUAUGGCGAUGCUGUGGUUGGUUUUGAUUUCCAAUCACGUCGGUGUAUACCUGUUGUAAAUGGAAUUGUGGUUCCUGAGGAGCAUAGUGAGAUGUUGAUGGAGGCAUGGAGAGAACAUUCAGAGCACGUAGCAGCAGUAAACGAAGCAAAAAAGCAAAAAGAAAUAUCAGAUCGACAGAAAAAAUUAAUAAAUAAAUUACAAGUACAACAAAGAUUACAGGAAGCAUAUGGAAAAGAAGAAAUAUUAGACGAAGAUUUGACUGAAGAUGAAGAAAAUGAGUUGUAUCAUGGAGACACAGACGAAGAGAAUGAUUCCAGUCGUCAUGUUAACAAUAUUGUCACUGAUUUGAACAACGAUGAAGAAUCUUCUAGCUCAGAAGAUGAUCCAGACGAAACUUAUGCUAACAAUAAGUCUAAUAAUGAUAAUGUCAUUACUAAUUUAGGUAGUGAUGAUAAUGUCAUUACUAAUUUAGGUAGUGAUGAUAAUGUGAUGUGUGAUUCGGAUGGAAUCAUGGACAUUAAUGAUAAUAAUAAUAGUUACAAUGGCACUGAAGGGGGAUUUAUAUUUGAAGAGAAUAGAAGUGAUCUUUUAACUGAAGAUACAGAAUUUAAAGAUAAUGGCAUGGGCAUGAAAGAAGUUGGUGAUGAUUAUAUUCAUUAUGAUACAAAAGGAGGGUUUUUGAUUGAAUAA